UGCUGAGGGGACGGGUCGGACUCAGAAAUGGCGGCGUCCAUGUUCUAUGGCCGGCAGUUGGCUGCGGUCGCCCUGCGGAGCCACCGGCCGCAGACUACGCUGCGGGCCGCCGCCCAGGUAAGUCUGCCCUGUUCGCUUUAGCCUCGGGGGUCGGCGGGCAAGGCGCGGGGGCGCGACCCGGCUGCGGGGCUCUUGGCGGCGCUGGCUCGGCCGGGAUGUCUUGCGGUGCUCAGAGGCUGCGGGCCAGGGCUGCGAGCUGGCGCUCGGGUUGCUCGGCUGUGCUGCGGCCCCGGUCCUCAGGAAGCCCGGCAGGGCGGCCUGGCUGUCGGCCUCCUUUGCGGGAGCCUGCCGGAGCGCUCCCAUAGGAGACUGGGGCCGUCCCUGCGGGGGGCCAACGCGUCCGGGCCCCUUUUGGGUAAGGGGGAUGCCCUUCAAGUGUACUUUCAGGUCCCGCCAACUGUCGUGGAUGGGAAGGACUUCGGAACACCAGCAGAGUCGGCCUGCCUGCCUUCCCCAGAUAGUUGUGUUUUGAUCAGCCAGUCCUGGUAGUUCUGGGAAAUUCUGGAUUAUUUAACAAGCAUGGAUUCCAAAUUCAGCAGCAGCAGCAAAGGAAUCUUUCACUGCACGAAUACUUGAGUAUGGAAUUAUUGCAGGAAGCAGGUGUCUCUGUUCCCAAAGGCUUUGUGGCAAAGUCAUCAGAUGAAGCGUAUGCAAUUGCCAAAAAAUUAGGGUCAAAGGAUGUUGUGAUAAAGGCACAGGUUUUAGCUGGCGGCAGAGGAAAAGGAACGUUUACAAGUGGCCUCAAAGGAGGAGUGAAGAUCGUUUUCUCUCCAGAAGAAGCAAAAGCUGUUUCCUCACAGAUGAUUGGGCAAAAAUUGAUUACCAAGCAAACUGGAGCGAAGGGCAGAAUAUGCAAUCAAGUUUUGGUCUGUGAGCGAAAAUAUCCCAGGAGAGAAUACUACUUUGCAAUAACAAUGGAGAGGUCAUUUCAAGGUCCUGUAUUGAUAGGAAGUGCACAAGGUGGUGUUAACAUUGAAGAUGUUGCUGCUGAGAACCCUGAAGCCAUUCUAAAGGAACCUAUUGAUAUAAUCGAAGGCAUCAAAAAGGAGCAAGCUGUGAGGCUUGCACAGAAGAUGGGAUUUCCUCCUAACAUUGUGGAUUCUGCAGCAGAAAACAUGAUCAAGCUUUAUAAACUUUUUCUGAAGUAUGAUGCAACUAUGGUAGAAAUAAACCCAAUGGUAGAAGAUUCUGAUGGAAAGGUGUUGUGCAUGGAUGCAAAGAUCAAUUUUGAUUCAAAUUCAGCCUAUCGCCAGAAGAAGAUAUUUGAUCUUCAGGACUGGAGCCAGGAAGACGAAAGGGACAAGGAGGCAGCUAAUGCAGAUAUUAACUAUAUUGGCCUCGAUGGGACCAUAGGCUGUCUAGUAAAUGGUGCUGGCUUGGCUAUGGCCACAAUGGAUAUAAUAAAGCUACACGGGGGGACUCCAGCCAACUUUCUUGAUGUUGGUGGCGGCGCCACCGUCCAGCAAGUAACAGAAGCAUUUAAACUUAUCACUUCAGAUAAAAAGGUACAGGCUAUUCUGGUCAACAUUUUUGGAGGAAUCAUGAGAUGUGAUAUUAUUGCACAAGGAAUAGUCAUGGCAGUAAAAGAUUUAGAAAUUAGAAUACCUGUAGUGGUACGGUUACAAGGUACACGAGUUGAUGAUGCUAAGGCACUAAUAGCAGACAGUGGUCUUAAAAUUCUUGCUUGUGAUGAUUUGGAUGAAGCAGCUAAAAUGGUUGUAAAGCUCUCUGAAAUAGUGACCUUAGCCAAAGAAGCCCAUGUGGAUGUGAAGUUUCAGUUGCCAAUAUGAGAAAGACCUUGGUGGAUGGCUGUGGGUAUUGAUGUGCUAUAAUUCUUUAUUAUACUGUGGUAUCUCCUAGUGUCCCUUUUCUUUUAAAUGUGUGGAGAAUGUAAUCACCACAUAGGCACACAUACCUUUGAAAGCAUUUGCUCUGCAUUUGAUUCUGCUGCUCCAAAUGGACUGUUUAUAUAAAGAAUGUCUGAUGGAAACUUACUUACGGUGGUCUCUUUUCUUGCAGCCAUCUUUUUUGCUUCCUCCACAGAAUGUCACUUGGAGUAUGCCUUUUUUCUGGUGUUGGAUACGAAGUUCUUCAUUGAUAAGAGUCCUAUAAAUAAAAUUACUACAAAGAUAAAGCUUUAUUCUUUAGUAUGAAGAUAUAUCUAAUAACAGCCUCAUUAGGACAAUGGUGUGUUAUAGCAAUGUUUUAUAUAAGAAAUAUUUAUCUUAAGCAUCAAAUGGCUCUUAAAUGUAUCAAUCAUUAUUUAUACACAGAACUUGGAAGCACUCCUCAGAAUAUCUUUUAAGUUAGAGAAGUAACUUGCUGAUUAUUUGAACAUCGUUUUAAUCAUUACAGGACAAUGAUAACCGCAAGUUUUCAUGAUUCUGUGGUGGUAAAAACACCUGCAGGUUGAUAAAAAAAAGGCACUUAUUAAGAACUUGGACAAAAUUAGAAUGCCAGUUUAAGUUAAUAAAAGUUUCCCAAUGUAA
Arvicanthis niloticus (Nile rat) is the source of this 2549-nucleotide messenger RNA. RefSeq names its product succinate-CoA ligase ADP-forming subunit beta (gene Sucla2). Gene Ontology annotation, molecular function: metal ion binding; succinate-CoA ligase (ADP-forming) activity; ATP binding. Gene Ontology annotation, cellular component: succinate-CoA ligase complex; mitochondrion. The record is from RefSeq and is a predicted model, not a curated record. NCBI's taxonomy places the organism in Eukaryota, Metazoa, Chordata, Mammalia, Rodentia, Muridae. Gene Ontology annotation, biological process: succinyl-CoA metabolic process; tricarboxylic acid cycle.